CUGGAGACAAUCGGGCUCGAGAGGCUGGAGCAAGAAUGUCGUCGGUUGGUGCGGCGAUUUGCUAUUGACGUCCUCCAGGAGGCUGAAAACGAAGCGCAAAAACAGCUUGGAAAGAUGGUCAAACGCAAUGCUAGGUCAAUCACGCAUAUCAUGAUUUCGAAUUUGAGACAACCAACGAAUACACAGCCUUCAAAUCUUGAGCAGUGGCUGCAAUCAUUGAAUCCGGGUGGGAAAGGCUUCCCAGAUAAGCCGGAGAACGAAAGCACUGAGAACGAAAGCACUGAGAACGACAGUGACGAGGAUAAUAAACUGCCUGACACCCUGCCGAGAAUUGAUCAACUACGAGCAUUUGUUUUCGCAUCUAUAGCCUUCUCAAAAUUUCGAGCGAAAUUGGACGACCUUGU
This is a messenger RNA of Cryphonectria parasitica EP155, 404 nucleotides long. RefSeq lists its product as uncharacterized. The annotation marks the transcript as partial. Lineage: Eukaryota; Fungi; Ascomycota; Sordariomycetes; Diaporthales; Cryphonectriaceae. The transcript has a single exon. The record is from RefSeq and is a predicted model, not a curated record.